Aureobasidium musti is the source of this 1110-nucleotide messenger RNA. The record is from the annotation of a GenBank genome assembly. NCBI's taxonomy places the organism in Eukaryota, Fungi, Ascomycota, Dothideomycetes, Dothideales, Saccotheciaceae.
AUGGCUGAUUCAUUGCAACGUCUGCGCAUUGGUAUCAUCGGUGCUGGUGAAGUAACUCAAAUCAUUCAUCUACCCACAUUGUGCCAACUUUCACAUCUCUACGACAUUACUGCAAAUGCAGAGCAUUGCGCAGCAAAGUACCACAUUCCCAAGGCGACCACGGAUCCAAAGGACAUAUUCAACAGUGCGGACGUAGAUGUCGUCUUCAUCUCCGUAUCUGAUGAGUUCCACGAGCCUUACGCCAUUGCAGCUCUCGAGGCACAAAAGAAUGUGUUCAUCGAGAAGCCCAUCACUUUGUCAAUGCAAUCCGCUCAACGUAUUAUCGAUGCCGAGAAGCAGUCUAAUGGGCGAGUAUGGGUGGGUUAUAUGAGGCGCCACAGUCGCACUUUUACGGAAGCUUUCAAGCGUGAACUUGAAUCCAUCCCAAAGAUUCUCUAUGCCAGAUCUCGUGACUUUUCUGGACAUUUGCANGCAAAUGGAAAAUUCACAUCGCAGUCAGGCACUUUCCCCGUCAAAAACACCGACUUUCCACCUGCGGCAGGAGAAGAGCGUAACAANAGAGUAGAUGCCCUUCUUAAAGAAGCCUUUGGUACAGACCCAACUCCAGAGCAAGUAAAGUAUGCCCGCUUCCUAGGCAGUUUGGGAAGCCACGAUCUAUCUCUAAUGAGAGAAUCUCUUGGCUUCCCUGAGGACGUCACUGCCGUCACCGUCAACGAACCUUUCUACUCCGCCAUCUUCAAAUGCCGCAACAAGUCAGGCGCAAAGGAUCCUUUCUUCGUAACCUACGAAUCAGGCAUCGACGGUGUGCCAGAAUUCGAUGCUCACUUGGCUGUCUACGGCGAGAACAAGCGCGUCACCAUCUUCUACGACUCUCCCUACAUCAAGACACAGAAGCCUGUCAUGGUCAGAGUUCAAGAAGUGAAUGACGCUGGCGAGGUCCAGACUAGAGAGAUCAUCAGCUCUUUUGAAGAUGCAUUUGCUUCUGAGUUCCAGGAUAUGCAUGACUGCUUGGUCAACGGCAAGGGGAUCAAGACUAGUGCUGAGGAUGCCAUCAACGAACUCAAGUUGUAUGACUUGAUGUACGCAAAGUAUGCUGAGAGCAGCAAGUGA